ACUCAUCGAUACAGUUGGUCUUGGUGAUACAAAAUUAACCCAACAAGAAGUCCUUUAUAAACUGGCAGAUGCUUCUCAUUCCAUAGAAAAUGGGUUAAGUCAAAUACUAUUUGUUACAAGUGGUAGAUUUACCAAAGAAGAAGUGGAUGCUUAUGAUCUUUCAGCAGUAAUCAAAGCAUGUAAAAGGGUUAUACAUAUAGAUAAUCCACCAUUAGUUGGUCGUGCUAAAGAAACCAACAAAAUAAUCAGAGAUGAGUCAAGGAAAAGAAUUCUAUUGCAUUUAAAUGCUUGUAAAGAAGUUUACAGACCAGAAAAUUUAGACCA
Molecule: messenger RNA, 324 nt
Organism: Entrophospora candida
Lineage: Eukaryota; Fungi; Glomeromycota; Glomeromycetes; Entrophosporales; Entrophosporaceae
Source: the annotation of a GenBank genome assembly